Molecule: messenger RNA, 1561 nt
Organism: Juglans microcarpa x Juglans regia
Lineage: Eukaryota; Viridiplantae; Streptophyta; Magnoliopsida; Fagales; Juglandaceae
Product: fructose-1,6-bisphosphatase, cytosolic
Exons: 5
Coding region: 206-1423 (405 amino acids)
Biological process (GO): gluconeogenesis; fructose 1,6-bisphosphate metabolic process; sucrose biosynthetic process
Cellular component (GO): cytosol; cytoplasm
Molecular function (GO): fructose 1,6-bisphosphate 1-phosphatase activity
Source: RefSeq, a predicted model, not a curated record
UUUUGAUGUGAAAAGACACAGAGGGGAGCACAGAAUUAUCUUGUGUUUCAUGACAGAAGGGAGGUAUCAUCUUAUCCCUUUUGUUCGGUUUUCCAUCUUACGAACUUCAUAAAGUCCAUUUUCUUCCAAGCAGGUCUGCACAGCUCGGAAUCUCAAAUGACACAGUUUCUAAAUUUCCAACCUUCGAACCGAUUUUAACCAUAAUAUGCAAACACCCAGAAUAACUUUAUACUCAGCACAGGUCCUCCCGCCAAAAUAUCGCUAUAUCCUGCCAAAGUUGCAUAAUUUCCCACCCAAAGGUCACCUUUUUCCACAGAGCCUCUUCUGUAGCAAACGAAGAAUGGCUUCUCUUGGUGGAUCUGGUUUUGUUGUCAGGUCACAGGUGGUGGAUGGUUCUUCAAUUGGUGUUGAUAAUGGUAUCUGUACUUUAAAUGAGUAUGUGGGUAAGGGUGGAAUCGAUGUGGGAGAUGAUCUUGUGGUCUUGCUUGAUCACAUUCAGUAUGCUUGCAAGAGAAUUGCAGCUCUGGUGGCCUCUCCUUUCAAUUCCAGUCUUGGGAAACAGACCAGUCUUGCCGGUAUAAGUGGCUCCGGCAGGGAUGCUCCAAAGCCGCUUGACAUCGUCUCUAAUGAAAUCAUCUUGUCGUCUCUUCGCAAUUCUGGAAAAGUUGCAGUCAUGGCUUCAGAGGAAGAUGAUGCUCCAAUCUGGUUAACUGAUGGUGGGCCAUUUGUGGUGGUAACAGACCCCCUUGAUGGUUCUCGGAAUAUUGACGCAUCCAUUCCAACUGGAACAAUUUUCGGAAUUUACAACCGUCUUGUGGAGCUGGAUGAUCUACCCAAGGAGGAGAAGGCGUUGCUGAAUUCGCUCCAAACUGGAGCGAGGCUUGUAGCUGCUGGCUAUGUUCUGUAUUCAUCAGCUACAAUACUCUGUGCCAGCUUUGGCUCAGGGACACAUGCAUUUACUUUGGAUCAUUCAACAGGAGAUUUCAUUCUCACACAUCCAAGCAUUAAAAUUCCUUCUCGAGGACAAAUCUAUUCGGUGAAUGAUGCACGAUAUUUCGACUGGCCUGAAGGGUUAAGGCGAUACAUCGACACCAUGAGACAAGGAAAAGGCAGAUACCCCAAGAAGUACUCAGCCCGUUAUAUAUGUUCUCUUGUAGCUGAUCUCCAUCGGACUCUCAUGUAUGGAGGGGUGGCAAUGAAUCCCAGGGACCAUCUUCGUAUAGUUUAUGAGGGAAACCCUCUUAGUUUUCUUGUGGAGCAAGCAGGGGGCAGAGGAUCUGAUGGUAAAAACAGGAUUCUUUCAAUGCAACCAGUUAAGCUGCAUCAAAGACUUCCUCUGUUUCUUGGAAGUCUGGAAGACAUGGAAGAGUUGGAGAGUUAUGGAGAUGUUCAACAGAAAGUAAAUCCUGGCUAUGAAGUUUGAAGAUUAGUGACUCUAUUAGUUUAUAAAUCAAUCGCUUGUGUUACUAACAAUGUCCAUCUAUGAAAAAUCCAGAGAUGACACCCAACAAAAAAAAGUUUGUAACUAGUCACUCCAAGUAUCAGUUGUAAAUUUCCAAUC